This is a messenger RNA of Triticum turgidum subsp. durum (durum wheat), 258 nucleotides long. NCBI's taxonomy places the organism in Eukaryota, Viridiplantae, Streptophyta, Magnoliopsida, Poales, Poaceae. The record is from the annotation of a GenBank genome assembly.
AUGUUGAAUGCUGAAAGGAAGUUCAGUCUGUUCAAUGCAUCUGGGAUUGCACCAAUGAGAUUGUUGCUAGAGAAGUCUAGUACCUGCAGGUUUGUGAGAUUGCAUACAGAUAUUGGGAUCUGUCCUGUUAGGGCAUUGAAGCUCAAAUUGAGGGAAACAAGGGAUUUCAGCUGGCCGAUCUCCGAAGGGAUCUCACCAGUUAAUUUAUUGUUGCUUAGAUCCAGCACUUUGGCGAAAGCAAUGGGUAUGCGGUACUGA